GAUCAAAGUCCUUUCCGAACGUAGUCUGAAGUCCAAAAACCAAGAUCAAACCGUCUACGCCUGGAGUCUCGUUUCUCGAACAGAGUAGUGAAUUACUGGAAUUCUCUACCAGGACGUGUAGUAUCAGCACCUUCUGUUAAUAUAUUAAAAAAGAGAUUAGAACUUUACCGUAUUUCAAACUACAGGGAUAAAUACAGGUCGGCAGAUAUUCUAUCCUUAUGACUGAAGACUGAAGACAGGUCAGAAUAUUCAUCAUUGAAAAAGCGUGCGUUCCUUGAACAUUUCGUAACGUGCUGUAUACAAUAAUCGUCAAUUGACGAACUUACACGAUGAUUUCUUCUCGUUUCGGGAUAUGCCAGUCAGCUAUUACAAAAUGUAUAAAACAGCAUGCUUUGACGUAUCACAAGAAUGUCAUAGAUCAUUAUGAGAACCCUCGUAAUGUAGGCUCAUUCGAUAAGAAAGACAUGUCUGUCGGUACUGGUUUGGUUGGUGCACCGGCCUGUGGAGAUGUUAUGAAGCUCCAAAUAAAGGUGGAUGAAAAUGGGAAAAUAAUAGAUGCAAAGUUUAAAACAUUUGGUUGUGGUUCCGCAAUUGCAUCCAGUUCACUGGCAACUGAAUGGGUUAAAGGCAAAACAAUUGAUGAAGCUGCAAAAAUAAAAAAUAGUGAUAUUGCCAAAGAACUAAAACUUCCACCUGUCAAAUUGCACUGUUCUAUGCUUGCCGAAGAUGCUAUCCAGGCUGCUAUUAAAGAUUACAAGAAAAAGUCUACUUGAGUAUUACUUUAUAUGCACAAAUCAAUCCCAAUCAUAUUCGACGUCAUAAUUUCUCAUUUCACUUGGAUAGACAUUGUUGUAAAUCAUAAGCACUAUAUUGAAAGUAAUUUUGUUAUCUAACAAAUUUAACCAUAGAUACAGAGAUACUCUCAUAAAAAUAAAACUUAUUUUCAUCUACUAAAGAAGUGUUCUUGUUCAUAAAUUUCAUGUUAGAAUGUCUGUAGUUGUUUGUUUAUUUUCGAUAUUUCAAUGUCUUAUAUACAACUCUAUGAUAUUAAUAUAUUAUGUGUUUUUAUAGUGUUGGGGUCAUUUAUCAAUAGAACAUAUUGAAAGCUUUGGGAAAGUCUUUAUGCUGUAUUGUUUAAUGCUGCAUCCAGUGGACGAAAUAUUGCUUAGUAAUCUCUAAAAUAUUCUAGUAUACCCGGGGAUUGUUUUUGACGUUGGUAUUCAAUGUUAGUUUGCUUAUAAAUUUAGUAGAGAUUUUGACUAAACUGGUACUGAAAAAUUUACCUUUAAGGUUGAAAAGCAGUAAAUGUGUGUCAGCCUAAGAGCUUAUCAUAGAAAUAAUGGUGAUUGAUCCCGAAAUACAGUUUUUAGCGGCCGGUUGUCAUUUAUGCUUCUACUAGAUAGUUGUAUUUUUCCCUUUGCAAAUUUGCCUACUAACAAGUAAUCAAUUUUAGAAGCAUUUAAAAAAGUCGUAUUAUUGCAGUAGAAAUUACGUCUUAAUUAAAUUUUACAUUUUAUGUCAUAUCGUCCCUCCAUCACUGGGAUGUAGUCAUAGGAACCCUUAGGAUCAAAGUUUUUUUUAUUUCAAUAAAUUAUAAAUGAAAAUGGACGUAAUAUCAAUCAUACACCAGUUCAUCGAAGCUAGAACACUUCAGUCAUUUUUAGGCAGGGGAUAUAAAUAUUCAAGCCAGAUAUACAAAACUUUACCUGGCGAAUGAAUCACUUAGUAACUGCAAAAUUAUAGAGUAAACCAAAUGCAUAAUAUUCUAAUUAUGUUCAAUACCUUGUAAUGUUUUGGGUGAUUUUGUUGAAAUAAUUUUAUUCACCUUUAGAAAUUUAUCUUUUCAAGAGUAGAUAGAGAAUAAGAUUUUGCUGCAUUAGAUUCAUUCUGUUGUUUGUAUGACCUGUUUAUAUCAGAAACGAUAGUACGUAACAUAUUUCUGGCUGAACUCCACAGGACGCUUAUUAUUUUACAAGAUUAUUGGGAAUUUUUAUUGUCGUUUACCUCUACUAUUCAUUCUUUCAUGUCAGUUCAGAAUCUACGAAUUUAAUUUUAAAACUAGAUUUUAUCUAAAUACUAAAUUUACCUUCCACAAUUUGUUUGACGUAAGUUAUAUAUAAAUUGGAAUCUAUAUCUUCUCGUUUUCUCCAUCUCAGUUUCCCGUUUUAUAGUUCUGUGUUCGUUUCAACCACCGACUGUCCCGAUGAGCUAUGCUUUAUAGUGUAGGAAUAGGUUGGGAGAAAGCUAGGGGCGGCCAGACCAAAACAUGGCACAAAUCCAUGAAGUCACUGGUAAGUGGACUGAGCCAUGUUAGUACGUAUAGACUACCUGGUUGGGAUUCGCGAGACGAUAGCAACCGAUAGUUAGAGACCUUGAGUGAAAUGACUCCAAAUCGUUUGCAAUGGCACAGGUGCAUCCACUCUUUGUGUUCUCCCAAAUUCUAAUCUUCUGAAUUCUUCAUGUCCUUUCUCUCUUUCUCUUUCCAAAUUUAUUUCACUGGAUUAUACUCCUUGAAUAACAUGUUCAAACCCUAAUCUUUCCGAUUACUGCUUAUACCUUUACUGCCUUUACUACUACGGAAUUUGAAUUGACAAUUGUAUCUGUGUGCUAAUGUGGUAUGAGAACUCGAACUGAUGUACGUACGUACGAAGUUCCACGUUGGUACUGACUGUCUGACUGACUUUUCAUUGGUCAAAUAGACAAAAACCUGGUUUCUAUCGCUUAAAAUAAAGUAAAAUGUUGUAGUUGUAGGUAUACCCAAAAGGAGAGUUGAAGGUUGCUGAUCUGUGGAUAUUUACAGAUUUCGGUUUUUGAACUAUUUUUCCAAAUCUUGUAUUUAUUUGUUUAAACACUUAAGUAUUGGUGCGAAGUUGCACCAAAAUAUAUAUGCUCCACACUAGAUUUGCGUGUGUGCUGGAAUACUGGCCAGGUGUCCAAACCGAAGCAGGUGGUUUUCUUUGGAGUCCACCCCAAGCCUGAUCUCGAGCCUUAAUCCACGGAACAGUUGGACAACGUUAGGCUAUACGAUCUCAUAGAACGAGGUGGUGACGAGGAAUAAGUUCAUAUCUCGUUUGGUCCCUCAGGGUCCUGUAGCCUAUGUGGAGCAUUGGUUUGGAACCAGGGUUUUCCAACUCCCCUUGGUAAGUGUUCCGUACCCACCAACCCGGUUCAAUCACUGGAAAUUUGCUUUUUGUCCUCUCAAUUUUGUAAAAAGUCCUAUGCCUUGAGUAGGGAAUGAGCAGGACAUAUUUGGUAGUGGCUAUAUAUGCUUGUCCAUCUGAAACCAACCUCGCCAUUUCCAGGGCAUUUGGGGAUUUAAAUAUUUUAGCGAUAUUCUUGUUCAAGAACUAACUCAGUUAAUCUAAUUUUACCUCAUUAAUGCAACUCUUAUUGUUCUUAGAUGUUUUUAUAGUAUCUGAAAUACGAAUGGAAUUCUAAUGUCACUCCUUAACUGGAAUUAAACAAAAAACUUUCUACAAAAUACUACCUUCUCUUAAUACUGAUUAAUUAAUAUUGUAAGAUUUGGAAGGAAAUAAUUCAAUUAAACUGCUCUUUUUUCAUUUCUGUGCUGAUGGAGUUUUGUUUUCUGAGCUGAGAUGGAUGGAUCCAGCUCAGAGAACAAAACUCCACCAAAAUCAUCCACCUGAGCUACAAAUCUUCGCCACCAUCUCAUUUUUGUGUUUUUUUUUAAUUUUUUUUGUUUUCUGCAAAAAUCUACAAUUAUAUUGUAAUUAUAUGUAUAUUGCUGAUGUUAUGUUUAUUGAACAAGAUGAUUUAUGCAAUACAACAUCUUUAACAUCAUAAUCUUGAAUUACAAAUAUUCUUUAUUAUCUCAAAAUUAUUUAUUUCUAUCCAUAAUCUAAAUAAUAAUGAUUUAUUUACUAACAUUAAUAAUCUUGUAAGAAUAUUAGAAUAGAUUAAAACUAUUUUAUCUAUUAUAUCGCUAUUAAAAUGUCAAUAACGAAAGAGUUUAUCAUAAAAUGGUGGAGAAGAUUUGUAGCUCAAGUGAAUGAUUUUGAUGGAGUUUUGUUCUCUGAGCUGGAUGGUUUGGUCGCGUAUUCCGGAAGUUCUAAGUGAUGACUCUAGUGCUGCGAAGAAUUCCAGUUUUGACGCGUCGCUUGUGUUGUAGUUUAAUCCCUUUCGGAGUAGGUGUUCUAUAUUUGUUAGUGGUUGUUUUGACAGGUUGAUCACGCAGUUGUUUGUGUUUUCUUCCAUAGAUAGUUCUGAGAUCUUGAUUAGUUUCUUCCUUAGGAUGUUUCUUCUUUGCUCGCUCUGUCGUUUGCAUGAUAUCUCGAUGGUUGUUGUCAAGAUUUCCAAAUGUUCUGACGUGAGUGUUCUUUGUAGCUUCAUCUUUUGGUCCUCUAUGAUGUGUUGGUAUUUGCGUAUCCUGUAAUGUGUAUCCGUUACCAUUAGGUGUACCAUUUUUCUCCCACUACUUUGCUCAGCUAUUUUCCAUCCCAAUGGGCAGUUGAUUGGAGGUCUGUAUCUUACACUUGUUGGUAGAACAUGCUUGUGAAGACCAAAACAUCCUACUCAGAGAACAAAACUCCAUCAAAAGUUUAUUAUAAAGUAAAACAAC
Molecule: messenger RNA, 4579 nt
Organism: Schistosoma haematobium
Lineage: Eukaryota; Metazoa; Platyhelminthes; Trematoda; Strigeidida; Schistosomatidae
Exons: 4
Coding region: 330-773 (147 amino acids)
Biological process (GO): intracellular iron ion homeostasis; iron-sulfur cluster assembly
Cellular component (GO): cytoplasm; mitochondrial matrix
Molecular function (GO): 2 iron, 2 sulfur cluster binding; ferrous iron binding
Source: RefSeq, a predicted model, not a curated record